This is a messenger RNA of Symbiodinium sp. CCMP2456, 1536 nucleotides long. The record is from the annotation of a GenBank genome assembly. NCBI's taxonomy places the organism in Eukaryota, Dinophyceae, Suessiales, Symbiodiniaceae.
AUGCCACCUCGCGAUGAGUCGGAGCUCGACCCAGUUACACUCCACAACCAGGCCCUCAUCGAGAUGGACGAGAAGCCGACCGAAGGCUUCCGCAAGCUUAACUUUCUGCUUAACCAGCAGCCAUCGCCACCAGAGACUUUUGUAAACCUGCUCCUGCUGUAUUGCAAGUACAGUUACUAUGACCUAGCCGCUGACAUUCUGGCAGAGAAUGCUGAGUUGACCUACAAGAAUAUGAAGCCUGAGGAUUACGAGUUUUUGGAUGCGCUGAUAUUGGGCCAGUCUUCACCUGAAGAAGCGUACCGGCGCUUCGAUGAGCUGUCUGCAAAGCACGUGGAGAUGUUGCGGAAAGGAACUAAAAACAUCCAGGACGCAAGGAGGCAGCGGGAUCAAACGCAGGUGAAGAAGUACCUAGCCGAGUUCGAUGAUGCGCUGGCGAAGUACAUACCGGUGCUCAUGGGCCAGGCCAAGAUCUAUUGGGAGUUGGAGAAUUACUCCAUGGUGGAAAAAAUCUUCCGCCAGUCUGCUGAAUUCUGCAGUGAAGAUGAGUCCUGGAAGCUGAACGUGGCCCACAUCUUCUUCAUGCAGGAAAAAUUCAAGGAGUGCAUCCGCUACUAUGAGCCGUUCGUGCGAAAGCACAACGACGACCUGUUGAACGUGACAGCGAUCAUCCUCGCCAAUCUUUGCGUGGCGUAUGUCAUGACCUCGGCUAACGAGGAGGCCGAGGAACUGAUGAGACUGGUCGAGCGUGAGGAGGAGAAGGUGAAGGACCCGUCGAAACCGGUCUACCACCUGUGCAUUAUCAAUUUGGUGAUUGGAACGCUCUACUGCACGAAGGGCAACUUUGAGUUCGGUAUCAGCCGAAUCAUCAAGUCCCUGGAGCCGUACGACAAAAAGAUCGGCGUCGACACCUGGUACUAUGCAAAGCGAUGUAUGCUGGCUCUUGCGGAGACGCUGGCGAAGAACAUGGUCGUGCUCAACGACGAAGUCUUCGACGACAUCAUAGCCUUCCUAGAUUCAGCAGAUCAAGUUGGAAAAAACAUCGGCACCACCAUCAAUGUGGUCGAGGCCGCUAAUGAAGAUGCAGCGAGCAAGCGCACAGUUUCGCAAGAAGCACGAAUGAUCAAGCGUGGCUUGGACAUAUUCAUGCACGUCUUUUUUGGCGACCGCAGGGGCUGGCAUAUGCUUCUUCCUGAAACUCAGGGACUGAUGCUCAAGGUGGUCUCCUCCUCUGAGGGCGCCAGCGAUUCGAGAGGGUCGCCGCGGACCUCUGAGCCUGGGGUAUUUCCGGUUUCACCACAAAUACGCAAAGCUAACGAGGAAGCGCCACGCACGGUCCAGCAGACGCCUACAUCGCACAGCCACGGGACCAGCCUGGGUAUCAUCCGCAGUCACGGAACACAGACAAGGAGAUGUUUCACCACAGUUACGGGUAUGUGCAGCUUCCGGGAGAUGGGCCACGACUUUGACAGGAACAAUCCACGACGCGCUGCCAGACAAUCGGCAUGCAUAAAGGUUGUUUCAAGACAGUGUAGCUAA